This is a messenger RNA of Pimephales promelas (fathead minnow), 2882 nucleotides long. The record is from RefSeq and is a predicted model, not a curated record. NCBI's taxonomy places the organism in Eukaryota, Metazoa, Chordata, Actinopteri, Cypriniformes, Leuciscidae.
GCCCCCAUCUGUUAUGGAAUAUGGAAUAUUUUUUGAUUUUUAGUUCCAGAUGGCACCAAAUACUUGAGUACAAGUCUUGCCCAGACUUGACAGAAAAUAUUGUAAUGGGGCAACUUGGCAAAGCUAAGUCAGCUCUGAAAUUCUUGGUCUAAACCACAUCUCAUAUUUCCUCUUCACAUCACAUGCUCUCGAUAAAAAGUUUCCGUAGUGUUUAGCUUCAGCCCUUACGUAGCCUACUUCAGCCCCUGGCAGCAAAGAUGUCUGAGGGAAAUCAAAGCGAAUGCGAUUGCAAAGUGAGAAUCGGUCAUUCGCUGAACGAGGCUGAAAUAAACCAUGUGACUAGCAGGAGAGAAUCAGCGGUGGAGUGUCUUAAAAGACACGGCAUACAGUGUAGCCCGGAGCAUCUGCCCAAAAUCGCUGUGUUGGGUUCAGGAGGAAGUGAAAGAGCGAUGGUGGGUUUGCUGGGAUCACUGGUCGCUCUGUUUCAAGAUGAUCUGUUGGACUGCGUGCUGUAUCUUGCUGGGCUCUCUGGAUCUACCUGGUGCAUGGCAUCUUUAUACAAAGUACCAAAUUGGUCCAGCGAGCUAAAUAUAGUGAAGGAUGACAUCAAACAGAGACUUCUAAAGGGUGAGGUCAGAUUGAAGGACAAAUUGUCGACACUCAAGAAAUACUACAGACAAAAAGACAAUUUCAGUCUGACAGAUAUCUGGGCAGUGCUGUUUAUUAGCAAGAUUGUGAAAGAGGUUUCCUACUGCUGAUAUGAUUCAUUUUGUGACAAGUUAACAACUAACAACUUUCUAAUGGAAGCCCUGGUAAUACCUCAGCAAAAUCGAAGAACAAACGACAAUUUUAAAGUUUUGUGUUUGUUUCCGGAGUUCGAAACAGUUUGCCAAAGUGAACUUUCUGGAAAUGUUGGCUCUGGCAUGUAAACACCUACCAUUGGUCUGUGGCGAUUGCGUAAUAGGUGCUCUGAGGCUCCGCCUUCUUUGAUAUGGAAAUCUUGUAAUGCAGCUUUGACUGUCGGGAAGAAGCCUGCUGCAGUUUUUGCUCGUUGUGGGUUCUGCAAAAGUAUGCAACAAAUCGGCUGCAAAGGACAAAUGAGACACCCUUGUGGACUCGCGCAUGCGGCGGCCAUUGUAAGUCCACAAGACUGCAAGCUCACACAAGGGGUGCUUCUUAAUCAGAAGGCUACGUCAUAGGAAGGCUUCAUAUCUCGACUGCCAUGUCAACAAGCUCCGUCAAAGGAUGUCUGAAAGAUGUCUGGAGGAAAGUUUGAAGGAUCCUUGGAAGGCAGCCUUCAUUUCACGUCCUUCAUUCAGCUCAUUUUGAAGGAUGCAUCAAGUGUAUCCGUCACCUCCUUCAAUAACACACAAUUAAGAGUUCAUUAUGGCAUGGAUUUUGGAGAUGAAGGCCUGAUGCUUUCUAUUGUUUUGUUGUGAAUUAAUCACAUGAUGCUGAACUAUGCGCAGUGUCAACCACUGGGAGACCACAGACAGUUGUCAUUCCCUAUACUGCAUUAAUAGAAAGGCAUGAUAUGAAGGGAUACUUUAUCACCCCAAUCCAACCCCCCCUAUCAUCAUGGUUUAUAUUUCCCCAAGACUAAGAUAUAAAAACACCAGGACUUUGUCAACACCGCAAAAUAUCUAAUCCGUGUUCUGGCAUGGAUGUCAGGAAUAUUCUUGUAACAUCUGUGAACUUUGAUGAACUUUUGCUGCUCAGAUUUGUACGUACUGUUCGUAACGUCACAAUAUUAUUUGACCUUCCAGUCGUCAAUCUACCUCUUUAAAUAAGCACUGACAGUCCAACUUGGUAUGGCUUGCAAAAUGCAUAAAUAUUCAUUAAUUAAUCAUAAAUUGCAGCAAUUCAGGAAUAUUGACUUGCUAGCAAAUAGAUGCACACAUUUGUGGUAACCCCUAACCCAUUAACCAACCAAUGUCACUGCGUAAGAGACAUUCUGACACAAAGGGUCUAUUAAAAGGACGUAUUCUUGCAAGAAUAGGUUCAGUCUGACACACAGAAGUUACGCUGUGCAUGAGAGUGACACAGCCCCAGGAACACAUGCGACAGCUUUUAUACUCUUUUCAAGGUUGAAGGUUCUUCCUUAUAAGUUGGCUCCAGAUAAGGUCCAUUCGGCUGUUCAGCUUCAAGGACAGAGCUGACACUGAAACAAACUGGCCAACUCUGACCGUCCUUAAGGUCAGAGAUCCUGUCCCAUAAAUCCCCAAAAAUCACUCACAAGCACAUAUUUACUCAUUGAAUAGGUUCAAUAGAAGAUUACAAUUUCCACAACACUCCCAAGCAAGAGGAAGGCACAUUUACCCUCCGAUGCAACUGCAGCCAUACUUCCCUUCAGCCAAGCCAUCACUGGAAAGCCUCAAUGCCGUGUCUACAUGGAAAUUGCCGUCCUAAAUUUCCUACCAGCCCCAUCUCAUCUUCACAUUGCGGAUAUUUUUAUCAAGCAGGAAAUGCAGUAAAAGCGUAGUUCAGUGAGUGCUGCCAGAAAGGUGUGUUUUAUGGAUGGGAGCACCAAACAGGCAGUGAGUACAGACUGAGAACAGGUAUACUGUAGGCUGUUUUCCAUAUUUUCAUUGUUUUUGCAGUGGGAAACUGCUAUGUUCCUUUUCUGUUUUGAGGAGAACUCCAGCAUGACCUUGGUCCAUUAGUGCUGUAAGAAGCAGGGAGAAGAAUGAUGGAACUGCUUUGAAAGUCCUUCCAACCCUCUUCUACAAUAUCACCUGAUAGGAUUUUCAACUGGGACCCCAACACCUGUUAAAGGUCAAGAUGCAAAAUAAUUAUUUCUUAUAAAUUCUUAUACAUCAUAACUGCCUUCUUUUUUCUUGAAGGAACGCUCUGAUUUUUUGGACUUUAGCUUAUUCAGCAUA